Molecule: messenger RNA, 981 nt
Organism: Zophobas morio
Lineage: Eukaryota; Metazoa; Arthropoda; Insecta; Coleoptera; Tenebrionidae
Product: transmembrane protein 17-like
Exons: 5
Coding region: 271-834 (187 amino acids)
Biological process (GO): non-motile cilium assembly
Cellular component (GO): ciliary transition zone
Source: RefSeq, a predicted model, not a curated record
UUAUAACAUUAGUGAGUCACAAGAUUUUUUCUAUUUUAAUAAAGUCGACUCGAGACUAUAAGAAAAUGUUUAUUGUACAAUAUUAUCUAUGUGCGUCAUAUUGUUCCAACUUUCCGUGUUUCAACCAAACGAUAAAGUUAGCAUUUGCACAAAAACCUUCAAGUAUUUUCACGACACCACGUCGAGGAGCGCCACAUCUAAACAAUAAAAUUCGAUACGGUUUCCUAGCAACCGGGCGCAACACUCUUAGUAGUUUUGUAGUGAAAAAAAAUGGACUGGAAAGAGACCGUGACGUCAGUGUCCGACAAAGUCUUCCCCGGACUUUCCCGGAAGGUCGAUAAUUUGGUUUAUGGCAACGAAGUUAUGUCGAAUUUGCCUCUGCAGAUGUCGCUUUAUUUCAACGUGAUUUUCGCGCCGUUUUGGCUAACCAUACUGAUUUUGUAUCUAAAACACACUUUUGCUUGUUUCAGCGAAAUUUACAAGUUUAUUAUAAUCACGAUCAUCACCACGAUCGUGUUAAUCGAGUUGUUGAGACUCUACCUCGGCUACAAAGGAAACCUGGAAGACAAGAUUCCAGAGCUGGUCGGAUUCUGGAUGUUGUCGCUCCUGCUCCAGUUGCCGCUUCAAGGUUUACUAUUAUUUAACCCGAAUUUCAAACUUCACGUGUUUGAAGUGAUCGUGCAAAGUAUAAUGUUUUUGAUGCUUUGCAUCCAACUGAUAUUUAGCUACCGUGCGUUGAAAUUUACAGCGGCACAACAAGCCACCUAUUUCAGAAUAAUGAAGCUAAAGUCGGACGUGUCCAUACAAGAACGCUACAGGGUGAAUAAAAAAUAAAUACAAUGUACUUUUAUUUACAAAAAAUAAUAAAGAGGAAUUCAAACUUGAGCCACCAUCAUGCAGUCGUGACGUAACGCGUUGUGACGUCACAUGCGCCACUGAAUUUAAACAAAAUAUGAAUUUAUGCACUAUUAAAUAUUAAAU